AUGGUGGCCAACGAGAAGAACGUCUUCGCAUUGACCAGCGCUAUCGGUGCACUUCGCGAUCGCCUCCGGCACGACAUUGACGGCUUGCGCCAGAUUCACAACCGCCGCAAAGAUGGUAAUGGAUCGCCCAUUAAUCUUAUUGCGCAGCUGACAGCUCUGAAAUCCUCCUAUGGAAGCAUACAGGACUGGCUUGCCAGCAGUGGCAAUGACCUGCAUCCGCAGCUGCUUACUGACUUGGACAUGCUUGCCCACUCUUCUGAUGAGCUUUCUCGCCAUGUGAACUCGCUCAUCAAGACCUUUCAACAAUCAGACUUGCGUGCCGCUGAUUUUGCAGCCAAGCUAAAGUAUGCACUUGCUAGCAGGACUAUGGGCCGACUGCAGACGGUUGCGCAGAGGCAAAAUGAUGCUGUGAAUCUACUACUUGCAGCAUGUCACUGCACAGCACAGGCGCAACGAAAGAUUCUGCUCCACAAGAGUCGCCAAAUCAGGCAAGAGGACGCUGCAAAUCUCAAACUACUUUCACAGUCCUCAAGAUGGAAUAGUGGCUGCAUAGCAGGACUUACACAGCUGUCCACCUUCGUUCAGUGGUUAAAGCUCUUAUUCAACAAAAAGUCUGCUCAAAACCCGCUCGACAGGAACGUUUCGCCUAGCGAUGCAAACUACGAGCAUGUCGAAGCAAUCAAUCGAUCAGAAGCAAUCGACCGUGCCCUGCAAAGAGAAGCUAGUAAUCUCCGUCAUGAGACCAAGCUCAUCCUCGUAGGCAAGAUCAACAGUGGCAAAGACCUUUUGAUGCACCAAUUGAAGAUGCUAUACGCAGAGGGGCAUCAACCUGCCAGUGAACGCAUCAAGCACCGGUGUCAGAUCAUCCAAGUGGUCUACUCUCUCAUGCAAUCCAUGGCCGAUUUGCUCAAAGACACUGGUGUGUCCCUGCCAUCCGAGCUGAACCAGCAUUUCGCUACCCUACUCAACGAGCUGGAAGCUGGCAAUGAAGGUAUCACACCUGAUGCGGCCAAGGCCAUUGAUCGUCUCUGGUCGAGUCCCCAGUUUUCCAAACUGUACGACCACAACUUCGAGAUUGACUUCCCCCAAUAUGCACCCUACUUUGCGCAAGAAGUCGCCCGCAUAUCUGAUCAAGACUAUGUUCCUACAGAAGCGGAUAUCAUUCGCUUGAACCAAUCUAUGCGCGGCAUCAAGGAGCUGCGCUUCAACUGGGAUGGAUUGGAUAUUCACCUUUUCAAUGUCAAGGAGGGUUUUCCUGAUCAAUUCCGGGAGCGCUGGUUCCAUCAGCUUGAGGGAGCGGCUGCGCUCAUGUACACCAUUGAUGUGUCGCUAUAUGACAAGCCGAGCCCCACUCAACCGAACGAGUCGCUCUUGAUGGACGAAUUCAGAAGUUUUGAAAGUUGGAUCAGUCAGCCCGGGUUUUCAACCUCUUCCAUCCUCAUAAUAUUCAACAACUAUACUCGCUUUACUAGAAAGAUGCCGCACUCGCCUCUGGAGAAGUUUUUCCCGGAUUACUCACCCAGCAAAAGCGAGCCCGAAGUAUCCGCGAGGCAAUACAUCAUGCGCCAUCUCAAAACCGUCAACCACCGAGGUCUAUUCUUCUAUUCCUUCUGGGUCGAUCUCGAUACCAGCGACAACAAGCAGUUGUACUCUGCACUCAAGACGACACUAACACAAAUACAGCAACGCAGGACGCAGGAAGAAGCUCAAAGUUCGAGCCGUCCAACCCCUGAUUCGGAAGGCCACUCGAAAAGCAGCUUGUCUAAUAUUGUCCGGACUUAUAGUCUGAAGAAGAAAGAGGUGACUGAGAUAAGUUGA
Molecule: messenger RNA, 1818 nt
Organism: Bipolaris oryzae ATCC 44560
Lineage: Eukaryota; Fungi; Ascomycota; Dothideomycetes; Pleosporales; Pleosporaceae
Exons: 2
Coding region: 1-1818 (605 amino acids)
Biological process (GO): adenylate cyclase-activating G protein-coupled receptor signaling pathway
Cellular component (GO): heterotrimeric G-protein complex
Molecular function (GO): G protein-coupled receptor binding; G-protein beta/gamma-subunit complex binding; GTPase activity
Source: RefSeq, a predicted model, not a curated record